Elaeis guineensis (African oil palm) is the source of this 4254-nucleotide messenger RNA. Its product is annotated as alpha-mannosidase 2. NCBI's taxonomy places the organism in Eukaryota, Viridiplantae, Streptophyta, Magnoliopsida, Arecales, Arecaceae. The record is from RefSeq and is a predicted model, not a curated record. Gene Ontology annotation, molecular function: carbohydrate binding; alpha-mannosidase activity. Gene Ontology annotation, cellular component: Golgi membrane. Gene Ontology annotation, biological process: mannose metabolic process; N-glycan processing; protein deglycosylation.
GAGACCCAGCGCUACUUGGUGAGUUCCGUAGCCCAAACAUUUAAUGCUUCUCACAGCUCGUCGGGCUCGGAUUGCAUCUUUCAUGCGAAAGAAGAUUCACCUCCAUUCGCGAGAAUCCGCCGUUGGAUCGCGCAAUUUCCGCUUCCAGCUCUGUGUAGGCGGAUGACUGAAGGAGUUCGGAGUGCUUAAGAUCUAAGCGAUUCUUUCGCGCGAAAGAUACCACCCGAAGCUUAUCUCGUCCUUGAAGAAGCAUGCAGGCCAUAGUUGUUUGAGCGCCAGUGGCGGCUGCACGCCUCCGGAAACCACCCCUGAUGGCCUUCUUAUCUGGCAGCCGGCGGGGCGGCGGCGGCGGCGGCGGCGGCGGCGGCGGCAGCCUUCUCCCAUCGACCUCCAAGCCCAAGCCCCUCCGCAAACCCUCCUCGGCCGCCGCACGUCGCCGGAUCCACCUCCGCGACUUCCUCUCCCCCACCUCCACCUUCUUCGCCCUUGGCCUCUCCAUCUCCCUCCUCUUCUUCCUCGCCGUUGUCAUCCGCUACGGCGUCCCCAAACCCCUGUCCUCCCCCCACUCCAAGCCGCGCCUCGUCCGCCUCCCCGCCUUCCGGAGACCCGCGGACACCGCCGGCACUGCCGGCGGGACGGGGGACGUGAUUGCGGCUGCCUCCGUGGACAUCACCACCAAGGAUUUGUACGACCGGAUAGAGUUCUCGGACCUGGACGGAGGCGCGUGGAAGCAAGGGUGGAGCGUGACCUACAUUGGGAAUGAGUGGGACAAGGAGAAAUUGAAGGUCUUCGUGGUGCCCCAUUCACAUAAUGAUCCCGGAUGGAAGCUAACGGUCGAGGAGUAUUACAAUCGCCAAUCCCGGCAUAUAUUGGACACCAUCGUGGAGUCUCUUUCCCAGGACACAAGGCGCAAAUUCAUCUGGGAGGAGAUGUCAUAUUUGGAAAGAUGGUGGAGGGAUGCCUCGGAACUCAAAAGGGAGACCUUCUCCAAGUUGGUCAAGAACGGGCAGUUGGAGAUUGUGGGAGGAGGUUGGGUUAUGAACGAUGAGGCCAACUCUCACUAUUUUGCUAUCAUAGAACAGAUGAUGGAAGGUAAUACAUGGCUAAACGAUACAAUUGGUGUUGUUCCGAAAAAUUCUUGGUCAAUAGAUCCAUUCGGUUAUUCAGCUACUAUGGCAUAUUUGCUCCGGCGUAUGGGCUUCCGUAACAUGCUUAUACAAAGAACUCACUAUGAGCUGAAAAAGGAGUUGGCUUUGUCUAAGAACCUUGAAUACAUAUGGAGGCAGAGCUGGGAUAUAGAGGAAACUACUGAUAUUUUUGUUCACAUGAUGCCAUUCUAUUCUUAUGAUAUUCCACAUACUUGUGGACCCGAGCCAGCCAUUUGUUGUCAGUUUGACUUUGCUCGGAUGCAUGGAUUUAGCUAUGAAUUCUGUCCAUGGAGAUUUAAUCCAAUUGAAAUUAAUCCAAGUAAUGUGCAGCAGAGAGCAACAACACUUUUGGACCAAUACAGGAAGAAAUCAACUUUAUACAGAACCAAUACACUUCUUGUUCCUUUAGGGGAUGAUUUCCGUUAUGUCAGCAUGGACGAAGCAGAAGUCCAAUUUAGGAACUAUCAAAUGCUUUUUGAUUUUAUAAAUUCUAGUCCCAAUUUGAAUGCUGAAGUAAAGUUUGGUACUCUUGAAGAUUACUUCAGUACCCUUCGGGAGGAAGCAGGAAGAAUAAAUUUUUCCCGUCCUGGUGAGAUUGGAUCUGGAGAACUAGAAGGUUUUCCAUCUCUUUCGGGUGAUUUCUUUACAUAUGCUGAUAGGAAUCAUGACUACUGGAGUGGUUACUAUGUUUCGAGACCAUUUUUUAAGGCAGUUGAUCGGGUGCUGGAACAGACACUUCGUGCAUCUGAGAUGAUGGUUGCAUUAGUUUUAGGUUAUUGCCAGAAGUCUCAAUGUGCUGAAUUACCGGUCAGUUUCUCCCACAAAUUGACAGCUGCAAGGAGGAACCUAGCUCUUUUCCAGCAUCAUGAUGGGGUAACUGGUACUGCUAAGGAUCAUGUAGUAGAAGAUUAUGGCACUCGAAUGCACGCUUCUUUGCAGAACUUGCAGAUAUUUAUGUCCCGGGCUGUGGAAGUCCUUCUAGGUGAUUUCCGUGACAAAGCUGAUCCUACCUUAUUGUCACAGUUUGAGCCUGAGCAGACAAGGUCAAAGUACGAUGUUCAGCCAACACAUAAGGUCCUCGAUGUGCAUGAAGAACAUGGACAUUCUGUGGUCUUGUUUAAUCCAUUGGAGCAAACAAGGGAUGAGGUUGUCAUGGUGAUUGUAACUAAGCCUGACAUAUUUGUACGGGACUCCAAUGGGUCAUGUGUGAAGAGCCAAAUUUCUCCAGAGUGGCAGCAUGAUAGCAAGGGAAAAAUUUUUUCUACUGGGCAUCAUCGUCUUUAUUGGAGAGCCUCUGUUCCUGCCAUGGGUUUGGAGACCUACUUUAUUGCCUGUGGACAUACCAGCUGUGAAAAAGCUAUACCUGCUGAGUUGAAAGUAUUUCCAGAAUCAGAUUCAUCAUCUUGCCCUCAUCCUUAUGUCUGUUCAAAACCAGGAGGCGAAAAAGCAGAGAUCCGUAAUCUUUAUUUUACUCUCACUUUUGAUGUAAAACAUGGUCUCCUGCAGAUGAUAAGCCAUAGAGAUGGCAGAAAAACUGUUGUUGGGGAAGAAAUAGGCAUGUACAAGAGUUCUGGAAGCGGAGCUUAUUUGUUCAAACCAGAUGGAGAAGCUCAACCGAUCAUUGAAAAAGGUGGGUCCCUGAUUAUAUCUGAAGGUCCUUUGGUGCAAGAAUCUUACUCUCUUCCAAAGGUCAUGUGGGAGAAAACUCCAAUCUCUCAUAGCACACGGAUUUAUGGUGGAGAGAAUACCGUACAAGAACUGCUUAUUGAGAAGGAAUAUCAUGUUGAACUCCUUGGUUCUGAUUUCAAUGACAGAGAACUGAUAGCUAGAUUCAAGACAAAUAUCGACAAUGAGAGGGUGUUUUACGCUGACCUAAAUGGCUUUCAGAUAAUCCGGAGACAGACUUAUGAUAAAAUUCCUUUGCAGGGAAAUUACUACCCCAUGCCAUCGCUUGCAUUCUUGCAGGAUUCAUUAGGUCACCGUUUCUCAGUCCAUUCUAAGCAGUCACUGGGAACAGCAAGCCUUAAAAAUGGUUGGCUUGAGAUUAUGCUGGAUCGCCGUUUGGUCCAUGAUGAUGGCCGUGGUCUGGGUCAAGGGGUAAUGGAUAACCGUCCUAAUAAUGUGCUCUUUCAUAUUCUCAUUGAGCACAAUAUUUCUGCAUUGCCUUCUGCACAUGCAGUGCUGAAUCUCCAGCCAUCUCUUCUCUCCCAUCAUAUAGGCGCCCACUUGAACUACCCAAUGCAUGCAUUUGUGAGCAAGAAACCACAGGAAAACUCAUUGAAGAUGCACUACAAAUCGUUCACACCAUUGGCUUCACCCUUACCAUGUGACUUACAUAUUGUAAAUUUCAAAGUCCCACAGCCCCUGAAGUUUCCCCGGGUACAGCCUUCAGACUCCAGAUUUGUUAUUCUACUACAGAGGAGAGCAUGGGAUGCUUCAUACUGUAGAAUGGGUGAACUGCAGUGUUCAACCAUGGGGAAUGAGCCUGUCAAUCUGUUCUACAUGUUCAAAGAUCUCAUUGUUUCUAAUGUGAAGACAACUUCCUUGAAUCUUGUACAUGAUGACAUGAAGAUGCUGGGGUACACUGCGCAGCUGGGAGAUGGAGCUCAAGAAGGUAAUGUGCUAUUUUCUCCUAUGGAAAUACAAGCAUACAAAUUAGAACUGCAGCCACAGCCGGGAGUAUAAGCGGAACACAAGCUUUAGAUUCGAUGCCCUGGAAGAUGAUUGUCAAAGCUUGAAGGAGUUUAUCACUAACUCGGACAUGAGUUCGAGAGAUGCUGGCGCUGUCCGAAAAUUUUGAUGAAGAUAGAGGUCUCCCGUGUAUGUAGCUGCGAAGAUAGUGAGUUUUUGAUAAAGGCUAAAGAAUAAAAUCGAUAGAGAAGCAAUUUAUGGGUUGCUGAAUCUUAGUUGGUGGUGCAGCAUGUGGAGCUCCACUGGGAUGCCGAUUGUUGGUUAGUCUUUAGAUCAUCCCGGGGGCAUUUUCUUUGUUUGUGUUUUUCUUUAAUUUCUUUAGAAAAAGCUCUUGUAGCGUUUAUGCUAAUCGAACUGUGCAUAUUUACUGUACAAAAUCUUCUCUUACAUGACAAAGAGUUGCUGAUGAUUGUGA